AUGAGGAUGAGAUACUCGUAUAGUUUAGGAGAUUAUACAUGGACUUCUAUCAAGAUAUAUCAUUCUGCAACAUUUGACAUAUUGGCCAUAGACAGAGAUAUCAAGGAAAUGAUUGUGAGCGACAUGGAGAGGUUUGUGAAAAUAUGGGGUUUUUACAAGAAAGUUGGUAAAGCAUGGAAACGUGAUGACUUGUUGUAUGGUCCUCUAGGGACUGAAAAAUCAAGUUUGAUAGCAGCUAUGACUAAUUACCUUAACUUUGAUAUAUAUUAUUUAGAUCUUACUGAUAUACACACAAAUUUAGAACUUAGGAAGAACCGAAAAGCAGAAGAUCAAAAUUUGAAGUCACUCAAAUAUUAUAUAACCCAAGCACAAACUAUAAAUAUUUUUAGGAAGCCAAAAGCUCAGGAGAUUACAUUAUUAGGGCUGCUAAACUUCAUAGAUGGGUGGUGUUUAAGUUGUGGAGAUGAAAGGAUAAUAGUGUUCACAACAAAUCACAAAGACAGAUUAGACCCUGCCUUAUUGAGGCCAGGCCGAAUGGAUAUGCACAUCCACAUGUCUUAA
Molecule: messenger RNA, 561 nt
Organism: Capsicum annuum
Lineage: Eukaryota; Viridiplantae; Streptophyta; Magnoliopsida; Solanales; Solanaceae
Product: AAA-ATPase At3g50940-like
Exons: 3
Coding region: 1-561 (186 amino acids)
Molecular function (GO): ATP hydrolysis activity; ATP binding
Source: RefSeq, a predicted model, not a curated record